AUUUGGGCCUAUUAUAGAGCCAAACGCCGUCGUUUACAAACAUACGGCGAAGUUACGGCGCCGUUAAUCAAAAGCCUUGCCACAGCACCAGAUCGUCGGUCGGAGAAAAAGGACUGGUUACAGAAUGGUUCAGCCGCGAUUCGUCCGUCCGACGCCAUCAAUGCCUUCCCCCGGCACCGGAGAACCGAACUCCUCCAACCUAUACGUCGCGAAUUGCGGCCCGGCGGUCGGACUGUCACACGACGCGAUCGCGGCGGUAUUCUCUGCUUUCGGGGAAGUGAAGGGCGUCUACGCGGCGGACGAUAGCGGCGUUCGUGUCAUCGUCUCCUUCGCUGAUCCUUUCUCGGCGAAAUCUGCUCUAGAAGCCUUGGGUGGUCGGCCAUGUCCGGACCUCGAUGGACGGACUUUGCAUAUUCGAUACUCGGUUCUCCAGUUACCUUCCCAGACGCAGGUGAGUGACUGUGUCCCAGUUUCUUUAGCUGAUUCAGAUUUGAAUAUCCCAGGGCUAUUCCUUUUACCGGAUUUUGUCACUGCCGAAGAAGAACAGCAAUUGCUUGCAGCUGUUGAUGCACAGCCUUGGAUUGGUCUCGCCAAACGUCGUGUUCAACACUACGGGUAUGAGUUUUGUUACGGGACGAGAAACGUUGAUACCAAGAAGCGUCUCGGCGAGCUUCCAUCGUUCGUUUCUCCUAUACUCGAAAGAAUCUCAUUGCUCCCGAACCUUGACUGCGAUUUGAAUCUGGACCAAUUAACGGUGAAUGAGUACCCAUCUGGUGUGGGUUUAUCUCCUCACAUUGACACACAUUCAGCAUUUGAAGAUUGCAUUUUCAGCCUUUCUUUAGCUGGUCCUUGUAUUAUGGAGUUUAGAAGAUACUCUGUUUCAACAUGGAAAGUAGCCUCAACGAAUGAUGGUGAAGAGAAGUCAGAUCAUGACACUUGCAUCAAGAAAGCGUUGUAUCUGCCUCCUCGGUCUAUGCUCUUAUUAUCCGGGGAAGCACGCUACGCUUGGAAUCACUACAUUCCACAUCACAAGAUUGAUAAGGUGAAGGAGAAAGUGAUCAGAAGAAGUCCCAGAAGAGUAUCUUUCACACUUCGGAAGGUGAGGAAGUAUCCUUGCAGCUGUAAGUACUCACAGUACUGUGAUUCUCAGAAACAAUGAUAACUAAGGGAGAAGAGUAAUUUUUACAUGAAAUGAUGUUAUUGAAAAACAUUUUGGGAGAGAGGGAAGGCAUAUUGAGAAAAAAAAGAAGCCAAGUUUUGUAGUUGUUUAAUGUUUUGUUCUUUUAAGUUUCAGUAUUUAAGUAGAUUCGAAUGGUCAGUGAUGAUCACAUGCCUAAUGGUAACUUGCGAUUUAGUAUUCCUGAGUUGCACAUUGCAAAAUACCAAAAAAAAUGGGCUGAUUUUGCUCGGCCGGGG
Messenger RNA from Thlaspi arvense, 1416 nucleotides. The record is from the annotation of a GenBank genome assembly. Lineage: Eukaryota; Viridiplantae; Streptophyta; Magnoliopsida; Brassicales; Brassicaceae.